AUGCAACUUCAAAUGACAAGUUUUUACAAUGAAUUUAAAGAUCGGGAAUUUCUAGAUAGAACUAUUGUAACCUCUACCAGUCAUAAUAGACUCUUACUGGCAUCAUUCCAAGACCCAUAUCAAAAAUCAACGCUCUUUUAUGUGUUCAGGAUCUUAGAACAAAUCCCAGCUGGUCAUUGCUUCCUCAAGAAAAUAAAAACAGGUUGUGUAUCAAUCAUUUCAUCAUACUCAGAGACAAUGGAAUCGAUUUCACCAGAUGCCAUAGAAACUGGGCAUCACUUGCAAAGAACUUUUAGUCAGUAUGAUUCAUGA
Molecule: messenger RNA, 312 nt
Organism: Phycomyces blakesleeanus NRRL 1555(-)
Lineage: Eukaryota; Fungi; Mucoromycota; Mucoromycetes; Mucorales; Phycomycetaceae
Exons: 4
Coding region: 1-312 (103 amino acids)
Source: RefSeq, a predicted model, not a curated record